Molecule: messenger RNA, 4831 nt
Organism: Clupea harengus (Atlantic herring)
Lineage: Eukaryota; Metazoa; Chordata; Actinopteri; Clupeiformes; Clupeidae
Gene: lima1b
Product: LIM domain and actin binding 1b
Source: RefSeq, a predicted model, not a curated record
UAGUAACUUGGCUUAAUUUUUUUUUCAUAUCACCCUUAAAGAAGAUGGGACUUGGAGCCCAGUUAUAGACCACAGUUCCCAAAAGUCUAACAUUUUUGCUGUCCCGCCCAUGCGCCGAGCCCGAAUCGAGACGCGGGAGGCGAAAUCAAAGCUGUCAUGCUAGCGGAUGGGGUGGACGUUUGGAAGAUGGGUAGCUAGUGGCUUUACACCAUUUCAUUUGCUGUGCUUUUUUCCCGCAAAACUCGUUUGACCUCCAGCGUAACGUUACCUCGAGAUUGUGCACCUGUUCAACUCCAUGGCAACACGUACACAGCUCAGGCCAUGACAUCAAUCAUUGUGUGAGGAGGCAGCUGAAGUCAGCCUUUUUGGAAUCCAAGCUCCUACUGUGCACACCUCACCUGGCCAGUCGUGUGUCCUGAGAUUGGUCCUGUGGUCCUGAGCCAAAAUGGAUGCCACUCCCUUCAGCCGUGGACAGUGGGCAUCACAGUCGCUGCGCGUCACCGCCCGAGAGAUCUCGUUGGUCGGAGCCCGUGGGAAGAAGACCGCCAUCGCUGAGCGCUUCUCAAAGUACCAGAGGGCUGCAGAGGAGUCCAAUGCGGACAAGAAAAAGCCUCAGAUUGAGAGCCUGCCUUCCAAACCGCGCACAGGGAACCUGAGCGCACUGAAGAAGCGCUGGGAGCAGUCCCGCCAGCAGGAGGCGCCGUUGGACCCACCUACCGCCGCCGCGCCCCGCAUCCGCCUCGUCGCCACGGAGACGACACAGUCCAAACCCAGACCCCUAGCCCAGGCAGAACCCACCUCCUCUUCCUCCUCCUCCUCCUCCACUGCAGCACCCCAUCAGAGCAGCCUCAGGCGCUCCUUCUCCCUCAGAAACCCACCCCGGGCAGAGAAGAAGAAGGAGGAGAAGGAGGAGAAGGCCGCGGUGGCAGCAGCAGCCGGAGCAGCAGGUAGAGGAAGCGGAGAAGCGUCAGGAGGAAGCAGAGGAAUGGAGCAAGCCGUGGAGAGGCCGUUUGAGGAGGAGGAGGCGGUGCUGGAGGAGAGGAGCGGGGGAGGAGACGUGGGCUCCCCCCCCCUGAGCCCCCUGAGCCCCCUGGAGAAGCCCAGCGUCCCACUGGGCAGCCUGAAGAAGAUGUUUGAGAAGGGGGAGAGCAAGGGGCGAACCAGAACGUCCUCUUCCUCCGAGGACAUGGACAUACGUGUGGGAGACAGAGGUCUGUCUUCACUAGAGACCACUUCUCUGCGUGACAGGAUGGCCAAGUACCAGGCUGCAGUUUCUAAGGUCUCACCCACCCCUUCACGCACAAACAGCCAAUCAGAAGCAGAGAGCAUCAGUCCAAGCGCCGACCACAAGGAGAAUGUGCCUCCGGGCAGUGUGGGAGUUGGAGUGAGCAAGUUCUCUGAGAUGAAUGGCGCCAAAACUAAUGGGGUGCGAGCUGACACACCAAGCUCCAGUGGUGGAAGCCCAACCUCCGCAAACAACGACGCACCCAAGGCAGCCAAAAAGUUCCGCUUGCCUGUGAGGGAGACGUGUGUGUCGUGCCUGAAGACGGUGUACCCUCUGGAGAAGCUGGUGGCCAACCAGCAGAUCUUCCACAGCGCCUGCUUCCGCUGCACUCACUGCAACACCAAACUCAGCCUGGGCAACUACGCGUCUCUGCACGGAAAUGUCUACUGCAAGCCCCACUUCAGCCAGCUCUUCAAGUCCAAGGGCAACUACGACGAGGGCUUCGGCCACCGGCCCCACAAGGACCUGUGGACCCCACGGGAUGGCGAGGAGGAGGAGGAAGGAGAGGGCGAGGAAGGUGGCAGCAGCGGGGAACGUCCAAAAGAAAAGCGAUCAGUGGAGGUAUCCGCCAGACCAGUCCUGGCCACCAGCACCACCACCCCCACCUCCAACACCACGACUGACACCAGCCCUGUGGUGGAGGAGUCCCCCCUCGCCAAAGUCAUCGAGCUGACCGCCUCUCUGGAGACUCGAGCCCAGCGAGGGGGCUCCGUCGAGAGGUCCCCAACCAUUUCCCCAACCGCCUCCUCCGAGACCAAGAGGCUGAAGAUCGCCUGGCCCCCACCCUCCGAGGUCACCGGGGCGGGCCGGGGAUCAGGCGCGGCUGUGGAUGGGGAGAUGGCCGGAGUCAAGCCCUUCAGGUCCAAGUGGCCCCCGGGGGGAGAAGGGUCUCAGUCGGGGGCCAGCUCUGAGAUGGCGGAGCUCAAGGGCCUGAGGCGAAGCACCUCGCUGAAGGAGCGCUGUCGGCCGUUCUCGGUGGCGCCCGGCCUGAGCUCGACCAAUCAGAAAUCGGAGCCGCCGCAGCGACGCCCACUGCGACGCAGCCUGGAGAGGCGGAGCUCGCUGGAGGACCUGCGGUCGGUACGCGGCGACCGCUACGGCGAGCAGCGGAGGGACGAGCCUGAACACGAGGAGAGAGAGGAGGAGGAGGAGGAGAAGACGAGGAAAAACGAGGAAGAGAGCGAGAAGAAAGAGAAGACGACAUCAACAGCAAGACGUCUGCGUAAGAACUGUGAGGCCGUGAAUGGAAACCUCUCCGAUGAAGAGGAAGAGGGGCGUCCAUCAGCGAGACGCAAGGAAGAGGAGGAUGGGAAGAUGCAAACGCCCUCCACAGACGUGCUGAAGUCCCAAGAGGAAGAGGAAGAGGAGGAGGAGGAAGCGGAGGAGAUUGAGUCCCUGCCCAGCCGCCGCAGCGCGUCCCCAGACGUGUCCACCUCGCUGUCCCCCGGCACCAGCACCAAGCGCACGUCCCAGGACGUGGGCUUCUGGGACGGGGAGGAGGCCGAGGCCGAGGAGGAGCUCACCGUGGAGGAGAUGAUUAAGAGGAACCGCUGCUACGAAGAGGAAGAUGAGGAGGAGGAGGAGGAGCUUGUCUGAGCUGAGCAGAGACUUACACCAUCUCUCUCUCUCUCUCUCUCUUUCAUGAUCUCUGUCAAGCACGCUCUCUCUCUCCCUCUUUCUCUCUCUCUCUUCCCCCCCCCUUUUUUCUGUUUUUCAAAUGUCAAUUCUUUGAGGGGGGAAAAGAAAAAUGACAUAAAAAAUAAGUAUCAGCAGUAUCUCACACAGUACCAAUACAUUCACCUGUAAUGCGAUUUUGGUUUGUUUGUUUGUUUUUUGCUUGUUUGUUUGAUUGGUUGGUUUCGAACAUGCUGAGACAACUCAAACAGUUGUCCUUCUCCUCCUUUUUUUUUACCUUUGUCCUGUCUCAGGAGUAAUGUGUAGCCUUUUUGACAUGUCUGUGCCUGUUCUCUGAAACCACAAAAACUGGUCCCAGAUCAGGAGAUUCGGGGGUGAAACUCUACAUUGUAACAUCUACACUAUCAACACUAAAUCAUCUCUGGGUAUGAUCCACGUUAAGGGGAUAGUUGAUGGAGAACAAGACAAAAAUAGUUUUGUUACAUGUUUGGGUAUAUUUUUCUAUGUUUCAGGCUAAAUAAAAUCCGAACAGACAGACAUUACUGGAUAGCCAUUAUGUUAUUGCACAUAAUUAAAUUGCACAAAAGGGACGUCAUCUUACAAUGAACUGGACCUACAGAAGUCUUUGAACUCGUCAUGAAUGUCACCAAGAUGUUCUAUAAAAGAAUGAUGGAGGUGAGCAAGAUGGAAGCGUAUCAUGUCUCUAUCCCUUCGCCUCUAGAAACCCAGAAGAGUAAAGUGGGCAGGAGGAAGGCCGUAGUUGAAGACGACGUGUUUGAAGUGGAAGUGAAAUGCUGUCUUGUCUCUUCUGUGUGUCUUGGCUCAGGACACCAAUCCGCUCCGCAGUUUAUUACAGUGAUCCGAAAAUGGACAAGAUGCAAGGACAACGUAUUCCAGUUUCAAACAAACACCUUCUAGUUGACAGAUUCUAUUGCGUACUUGGACCGGAGGUCGAGCAGGGAGAUUUCUGACAGCCUUGAGCAAAAAGCCACUAACUGCGGUGAAAGUAGAUACUCAUAACUCUUGGCUCGGGUUGUUUGGAAUACCAGUUCUGUACGUGCAUCAACACCUCCGGCAGGACAUCAUGUGAUGGACUUGAUCAGAUUACUUCUCCUCGAGUGGAACUGGAAAAACGAGAGAAACUGGCUCCAGCCCGCCUUCCUGUUGAGAGGUGACGGUGAACCCACAAAAGAAAAAUGAUUUGUUAAUCUGGUUGGGACUGGGAGUGUGUUGUGCUGCAAGUGGUGUGUUGCCAGUUCUGUCACCCCUCUUGGAUCGGAGGGAUGGUGUGAGGGUCCAGCCCACUCAUAGAAUGGACUGUGAGGUCAGUCGGUCGGUCAGGUAGUACUGCUUCUGCUACCACUCAAACCACUUCAGAAGAAUUAACAGCAUCCCUCACCAUGUCACAUGACUUAUGGAAGCCCUAUGCAAAAAGGCUCGGCAGAUGCAGUGUAAAGUGCAUGAUCCGGCAACCACUAUGCUAAUUCCUGAUCAUCUCCAUGCACACAAAGCUUCAGGGUGAUUUUAGGGGUGAUUUUAGAGUAGUUGGCUUUUUAAAUGAUUAAUUAUGUGGAGCGUUUUAAUAUCGGAUAUAUUACUGGAAGCAGAUUGAUGAAACUGGUGUGAUUGUGUGUGCGUGCGCGUGUGUCUCUUUUUUCUUUUCUUUUUCUCCUUAUAGUCUUACAUGCUGCCCAUUAAACAAAAAAGAAUUGGAAAGAGACACUUUUGUAAUGGACUUCAGCAAAUUAUCUGAUUUUUACCCUUUUAUGAGAAAACGUUUUGUAUAGUUCUUUUUUUCUUUGAGAGGACCAAAAAGACUUUGUAUGUUUUUUUGGAAUUUUAAAUGUUUAAGGUGACCAAAGUGUAACGUUAUUUCAGAAAUUUAAUAAAUGGCCUUUCAUUGAUACCGUA